Molecule: messenger RNA, 3558 nt
Organism: Exophiala aquamarina CBS 119918
Lineage: Eukaryota; Fungi; Ascomycota; Eurotiomycetes; Chaetothyriales; Herpotrichiellaceae
Exons: 3
Coding region: 1-3558 (1185 amino acids)
Cellular component (GO): membrane
Molecular function (GO): protein binding
Source: RefSeq, a predicted model, not a curated record
AUGAGUUUCUCAGGGCGCUCGCAGGGCAGGCCCGAUGGCGAGAUGUUCUUAAAUCGUCCCAAUGAUCGCGACUCUCCCACAAUUGUCGAGCCCUUACGCAUCAACAAAAGAACUUCAAGUGCGGGCUCUGGUGUUCUGCCCGCUCAAAGCCCUCCCCCACAGCAGCCUACCCAGACCACCCAUUACCCCAUGCCUUCACUGCCGUACCCCGACGCCCAUGCGAACGGUGCUCCUGCGCCAAACCCGGCUCCGAAUGUCUAUCCUUAUCCAGAUGUUAGAAGAGUGACGUCCCCAGAACAGCCCGGGAGUGCAGGAAGUGGCUCAAGGCAACAGGCAAAGAGAACUACAUCAGGCGAUGGGAAACCCGGUCAAACACUCGCCGAGAGGAGGGGCACUUUUCCCAAGCCUUUACCAGAAUCCCCUGGGCCUGAGGCUCCGGACAAGGAAGGUCUCUUUCAACGCGCUCCUCAAAGAGCCGCGGGUCCUGCUACUGGCCCGCUGCCAAACAGUCAAGGUCAGCAGCAGCACCAGUAUUGGCCUCCUCCGUCAGCGGGCUCCACUGCAGACGCGUUGAGCAGGUUGAAUAUUCGAGAUCCCUCUUCCAUCAAUCGCAUAAGUUCGACCGCCUCAACUUCAACCACGAGGGCGCAAAGAGGCUCCCCUCCUCCUCCCGAGACGCCAAUAGCUGGCCCUGGCCCUGUCCCGGUCGCUCCCGGCGCACGGCCGCAGACUGACAUCGAGGCACGGUACGCCGCCUCCGGCAUCGCUGGCACCGCAACUUUGACCAACCUGCAGGCUCAAAGCUUAGCAUCACAGCACAGAGCCGCUCAAUAUGGCAACCAACCGCCUCCGAGUCAAGCCCAGCACACAAAUCCACCUCGCCGGCCAUGGACACCCACAGAGGCUCCCGGAAGCACGGCUCAUCCCGUGCCGACAGUAUAUCAAGGCAUGGGUGAGGCACAGUCUUCUCCUCCCAGAACUUCUCCGCGACCACUGUCCCAACAUGCACCACCGGUGCAAUCUCCCGGGCGAGCUCCAGCCCAUCCUGCUGAGAAUGAGAUUUCCAGGUUGCAGCCUCACGAGGAACCUCCACCUGCUUACUCGCAAGUGCCUGGUUCGGCAAAUGGUAGACAAUAUUCCGCUGACAAGCAAAGACGGAGUACAGCCGGGGCUUCCUUACCACCGUCGGCAGGUGCUGCGCAAGUACCUAUAAAUGCAGCACCUGGAACUCAGAUGCCAAAUCAAUCGGAUCAUCCAGCUUUUGCGAAUGAUCCCCGACAAGGGACACCAAGCCACGCGGUGCAGCCCGCUGCCAAUGGCCAUAUGCAGCCACAGCAGUACCAGUUGCCCCAGACCCCUUCACAGAUACCUCCGGCCUCCCCUCCGCCCCUCCCGGAAGGCUGGAUCGCUCAUAUGGACCCGAACUCUGGCCAAUAUUACUAUAUCCACCUCCCAACCCAAUCUACUCAGUGGGAGUUUCCCAAGGGCCCUACCCCCCUAAAUCUGACCGAUGCACCUUUGUCCCCGGCUGCAAGUAUAUACCAGAAUCCUCUUGCUUCACCAGGUCUCUCUUUUUCACAAAAGCCUCUUGCUUCUCCCGGCGUACCUAUGACGCCGGGAUUUGAUCAGCAAAGUGUGAUGGGCCUGUCAAACCCGGCAGCUUUCACUGGACCUCCGCCAACUGCAGGUGUAGACUUGUACAAGAUUGUUGCCACCAAUGGAGUGUAUUUCGGGCCAUACCUGCGGUACUGUAAUAUGGACAUCGAUCGAGGCAUUUGGUACGGAUCAAUUCUGCUGGUCACUGACGCACCCCAACCACCAACGAUCCACAUUCACCAAAGCACCGACCUAUCACCGAAUCCCCGCCAGCUCAAAGCCGCCAAUAUCUCGACUCACCAACGCUGGACCUUUUACAAGUAUGAAAUAGAUCUUGUUAUGGAUGAGUCCGGGCCAGCAAAAUGGACCUAUGCGAUCACAUCACAUCUUGGCUGCACCCGCUACGAAUUUAUGGUGGCGGGUAAGCACGAAACAAACUGGAGAUUCAUUGCAACUUCAGGAAAUGACUUUUCGUUGAACGUCAGUACGAAUGAGCGUGCUAGGCUCGGUGGAGCCGGCUUCAUGUGGAAGGACAUUAUGCAAAAGCACGCCGAAUGUGGUGGCUUCCACUGCCAACUUGGGCUGGGUGGUCAGAUUUCUGCCGACAGAUUAUGGAAGGAAAUCCCUUCACUAAAGCAGUGGUUAGCCAUGAGUGGGAAAGAGAAUCGAAAGAAUGCCAUCUGGACAGCGGCACACGAGGAGGACGUCACGCACGCCUAUUUCCACUACUAUACCAGUCAUUUCGAUCAGCCAUAUCUACGAGAAGCUUUUGCACAGAUACCCCACGUUUUGAUGAUUGACGACCAUGAUAUUUUUGAUGGAUUUGGCUCCUACCCUGAAUAUAUGCAAUUCAGCAACAUGUUCAAGAAUAUUGGUCGCAUUGGAAUUGAGAUGUACCUGCUGUUUCAACACCAUACGACUUUGGAGCUGCUCCGAAAUGUCUCUGACGACCGAGAUCUGUUUACGAUUACAGGUACCGGAUGGCAUUUUGUCAAAUACCUUGGACCAGCCGUGGCUAUUGUUGGACCAGAUACGAGGAGCGAAAGAAAUCCGCACCAAGUUAUGGCUGGGCCGACUUAUCAGGGCCUUUUCCCAAAGAUUGCGUUGUUGCCUCCAACGAUCCAACACUGUAUUUUGCUGAUAGCUGUCCCUUUGAUCUACCCACGAUUGGAUGCCGCCGAGUCCAUCGCACAUACUGUUGCAACUGGCAAGAAAGCUGUGACUGGAACAUACAACCUUCUUGGAAAGGUAACCAGCUCUGUAGCCGGGGUUGUUGGUGCAAAAGGCGCUGUCGGGUCAGGAUUUGAUUCUGUCAAGAGAGCGGUCGGAAAGUCCGGCCUGAUGGGAGGCAUCUUGAGUCCAUUCGGAGAUAUAGAUGUUCUUGAUGAACUGAAAGAUCAAUGGACGCAUGAGUCAAAGGACCUUGAACGAACCUAUCUCAUCCGAACACUACAAGGGAUCUCUCAUCAGCGAUCAAUACGCUUCACAUUCCUCUCCGGAGCGGUGAACACAUGCGGAGCAGGACUUGUCCACGAUCCAUCUCAUCCAUCCGACCACAAGACUAUGUAUCAACUCAUUUCAUCCUCUGUGGUCAACACGCCGCCACCGAGCUACGUCAUGAAACUACUCAAUAACAACAAACCACUCUAUAUUCCUCCGAAUGGGCAGAGGUCAACCCCGCAACAACCGACUGAUACCAAAGAAGAUAUGAUGGAGAUAUUCAGUCAUGAUGUUAACGGCCAGCCCACCAACAACCGCAAGUUGAUGGCACGGAGAAACUAUGUGGCAAUUGUGAUUUAUGACCCGGAGAUUGUGAAUGGCACGUUUGGGCAAACCGGAAUGAGUCGGGGAUCGGGGAAGUUGAGUCUUGCAGCAGAUUUCCUUGUCCAGGGUGAGGGUGCCUAUGGCAAUGUUGUGAAGUUUGGACCGGUGGUUGUACCGAGUUUGGAAUAUGGCCGCUGA